ACAAACACAGAAAACCCUAAACCCUUUCAUAUCACUGUCUUCUUCUCAAACCCAUCGAACUUUUCAACCAUGGCUACUCAGAUCCUCUCUCGUGUCUUCCCCAAAACCCUAACCCUAGCCCCCUUUCUCUCUCGCUCCUUCACCUCCCCUCCACCCUCUUCUCUCUCUGCCAUCUCCUUCCUCCGUCGCAUCUCCGUCGCUGCCAAUCCCUCUCUCUGCCGCCUCCUCCUCCCCACCACGCCGUCCUUGCGCGCCCUCUCCACCCGCGCCACUACCUCCUCCCUCAACGACCCCAACCCUAACUGGUCCAAUCGUCCCCCGAAAGAAACCAUAUUGCUCGAUGGCUGCGACUUCGAACACUGGCUCGUCGUCAUGGAGAAGCCUGAAGGUGAUCCCACUCGCGACGAAAUCAUCGAUAGCUACAUCAAAACCUUGGCCAAGGUUGUCGGAAGUGAAGAGGAAGCUAGGAUGAAGAUAUAUUCAGUUUCCACUAGGCAUUACUUUGCGUUUGGGGCUCUUGUAUCGGAAGAGCUUUCUUACAAGAUUAAAGAAUUGGAAGGUGUCCGGUGGGUGCUUCCUGAUUCGUAUUUGAAUGUUAGGGAAAAGGAUUAUGGAGGUGAGCCCUUUAUUAAUGGGCAAGCAGUUCCUUAUGAUCCCAAAUAUCAUGAAGAGUGGGUUAGAAACAAUGCCAGGGCAAAUGAGAGAAACAGGCGCAAUGAUAGGCCCCGCAAUGCUGAUAGGUCAAGGAACUUUGAGAGGAGGAGGGAGAAUGUUGUGAACAGAGACAUGCAGGGUAGGCCUCCUAUGCCAAAUAGUGGUGCUCCACCAAGCAAUGCAGGUGGAUAUGCACCUCCCGGCAACCAGGGGGGAUAUGCACCUCCCAGCAACCAAGGUGGAUAUGCUCCUCCCAGCAACCAGGGAGGAUAUGCUCCUCCCAGCAACCAAGGUGGAUAUGCUCCUCCCAGCAACCAAGGUGGAUAUGCUCCUCCCAGCAACCAAGGUGGAUAUCCUCCUAACAGUGCCGGUGGAUACGCCCCACCAAAUGCAGGUGGAUAUGCUCCACCCAAUGCUGGAGGUGGUUACCCUCCUCCUCCUCCUCCUAACAUGGGUGGUGGCUAUGGUCCUGGAGGGGUACCCCCCAACCAGAACACAGGAGGUUUUCAACCGAAUGCAGGAUGGUCAAACAAUGCUCCCAGUAGAGACGUGCCAAGCAGAGAUAUGGGAGGAGCACCUGGUGGAAACCCAUACACAGCGUGAGAUCACUGCCGAUUUUUCUAGCCUAUGUAGAUAAUGAAGAAUUGUGCCAAGACAACAUAGAGUUUAUGUCAUAUUUCUCAACGAAUUAAAAUUUAUUUUUCUUAAUUGUUACUCCUAUUUCCUAAUGAACCUGCAUGUUGGGUAUCUGAAGUUCACAAUUUUUGAUGGCUAGAUUCGAUCUAUGGGCUUAUGACUGUCUAACUUAUUGUAUGUUGCUUUACAAACCUAUGUAACGGUUGGCAGUAAUAUAUCUUUAGCGUCUUAGUUUCUUGAGAA
Vigna radiata var. radiata (mung bean) is the source of this 1533-nucleotide messenger RNA. Its product is annotated as multiple organellar RNA editing factor 8, chloroplastic/mitochondrial. Gene Ontology annotation, cellular component: mitochondrion. The coding region runs from base 70 to 1257 and encodes 395 amino acids. NCBI's taxonomy places the organism in Eukaryota, Viridiplantae, Streptophyta, Magnoliopsida, Fabales, Fabaceae. The record is from RefSeq and is a predicted model, not a curated record. The transcript is spliced from 4 exons. Gene Ontology annotation, biological process: mitochondrial mRNA modification; cytidine to uridine editing.